AAUAUCAAAGCCAAAAAUAAAACGCGUUGCAAAAAAACUCAAGAAUUAUAAUGGAAUUAUCGCCCAUUAAUCAAAUUGAGGACAGAAAACCGACACUUACUGCCGACGGCUUGGUGCAAACAUCAAAUUCACCUUUUGAGCCCACAACAACAGUUUCACAAGAGACGCAAACAUCGAACGGCAUCGGAAUCGGCGGCCCGCUGACAGUCGACCAGCUUGACAUCGAGAUUUUGCCGAUCAUCUACGAUAUUGUGCGCUGCGUGGAAAAGGAUCCGCUCGAGAACGCAGUAAAGCUGCGCGAAUCCCAGGACUGCAAUCACAAGAUCUUUGAGCUACAUAAACGCUUUGAAUCGGCGCGAGAACAGAUAAAGCAACUGCCGGGCGUAGAUUACAACAAGGAGGAGCAACUCCAGCGCCUGGAACUGUUGCGUAGUCAACUGAAGCUGAAGCAGCAGCUGAUUAAGAAGUACAAGGAUACAGAGUUCUAGUUUAGAUCGAG
This is a messenger RNA of Drosophila innubila, 499 nucleotides long. It is a transcript of the gene MED9, whose product is annotated as mediator of RNA polymerase II transcription subunit 9. The coding region runs from base 51 to 488 and encodes 145 amino acids. Lineage: Eukaryota; Metazoa; Arthropoda; Insecta; Diptera; Drosophilidae. Gene Ontology annotation, cellular component: mediator complex. Gene Ontology annotation, molecular function: transcription coregulator activity. The transcript is spliced from 3 exons. Gene Ontology annotation, biological process: regulation of transcription by RNA polymerase II. The record is from RefSeq and is a predicted model, not a curated record.